This is a messenger RNA of Aspergillus terreus NIH2624, 1578 nucleotides long. RefSeq names its product Zn(II)2Cys6 transcription factor. The transcript is spliced from 6 exons. Lineage: Eukaryota; Fungi; Ascomycota; Eurotiomycetes; Eurotiales; Aspergillaceae. The record is from RefSeq and is a predicted model, not a curated record. Gene Ontology annotation, molecular function: zinc ion binding; DNA-binding transcription factor activity, RNA polymerase II-specific. Gene Ontology annotation, biological process: regulation of DNA-templated transcription. The coding region runs from base 1 to 1578 and encodes 525 amino acids.
AUGGUUCGCGAAUCUGGGAGAAGUCGGGGCUGCAAGCCCUGUCGUCAGAAGAGGAUUAAGUGCGAUGAAAAAGAGCCGGAAUGCGGCCAGUGUGUCCGUCGCGGCAGGAAAUGCCCCGGUCCAUUGAGGGGGCUCAUUAUAUUUGAGUCUAAGCCCGAAGACCCCACUAAGUUCCGGCGCCUGGCUGAUGGCCGUGACCAAACCCCGAGAUCCUUGUCCUCGAUUAACGAGAACGUUCAGCUGGUAGCUUCGGUGCCUCCGGACGGCGAUCGGGCCUUGAGGCCGGGCGCUCCAGACCCAUUCUCUGCGAUGGUGGUACCACUAACUGGGCGCACCAGUGGCCAUUUUCAGCAUUUCAUGCUGCACACUGUGAGAUGCUGCUGGCCGUUUCGUCCCGAGAUGCUGGGGAUUUGGUGCGGACAACAAGCUACUACUCAGCCGGCUAUAUUCUACGGGAUGAUAUCGAUGUCUGCAUCACACCGAUUCCAUCUUGAUCAUGAUUACGGAACAAAUAACCCAAAUUCGUCCCAAUGGAUGCUGCAGGCCUAUGAAUCUCGUUCUAGGAUAAUACAGAAUAUUCAAGAGGCAAUCGAUAACAUCGCCACGGCAAAUGUCGAAUUGAUCAUCGUCACCAUUGCCAUGCUUGUUUGUGUGGAGAUCCCUUCUUUUCAGGCCUCCAACGCGAACAUCGCGGAAAUGGAUAUUCACAUGGCUGGUCUACAACAGUUAAUUCGAUCCUCCGGUGGGGUUGACCGUCUGGACAUGUCUACAAUCUCCUUUCUAGUGGGUAUGGAUAUCCUGUGCGCAGUUGUGAAAUGUACUCCUCCUGCUCUUCCAUUGGCGCCGAAAUAUUUGGAGUACGCCAUGAAUCAUCCAGCUCUCAUCAUCCAUUCCGACAGCCCACCGGAAGAGGUCAUCUUGAGCCUACGCAGUGACAACAUCUUUUGCAACUUGGGCACCCGGUUCCGAAAUUCUACAUGGGCGGGGCUAAUUGACCGGUCUCUCAAAGCCGCGAUCGAGAAUUUCUGCAACCUUAUUGUGCACUACGAGACCGAUGACCAGCGACGGGAGGGCAAGAGGAUCGCCACGUACGGGGAUAAUAACCCUUGGAAUCUAUCGCAGCGUUAUCUCCUCUCAUUGUCAUACGAGAGCCUCGGCCCUGGCGAUAUCAGAGAAUCGCUCCGCCGCUCAAUGCUUGCGUACUCCAUGACGCGCUACUGCAAAUUUGGCGCAUUCCCUUGCAUGGACGAGGUCGCCGCCAGACUCAGGGAGAGCCUUGUUCCUAGACUUGACACCUUUCUUUCGACUGCACCCGAUCUCCUCUUCUGGAUUCUUUUUGUCGGUGCUUUGACGGCCAGACAGUGCUCCGAGCACUACGUCUGGUACUGUGCUCAUCUGGGCGGCGUUUCAUCAAACCUCGGCCUUGUUGAUUUUAGGGAUGUGCGAUUGCUCCUUGAAAACUUCUUCUAUAUCCGUCGACAUGGGGACACCGCUGCGGAGAAAGUUUGGCAAAAGGUCUCAUCACAAAAACUCAACAAUAUUUAUAACAAUAACCAUGAGGGUGUUCUUGGGUUAUGA